AAAAGAGGUCGCUGAAAAGAACCGCUGAAAGUGAGCGGAUUUCCCAGUGUGUUUAAUCUGCAAAUGCACCUUACUGACCGGCUCCAGGGAAGUCUCCAGCCCUCAGAGUUUUGAAGGGAAAUUGGUUCAGAUUGCAGGAGUGUGAAGGAAUGAGCGGUGCAUGUAGAGGGCUCAGGAAAUCAAAGAAACUUCCUGCUGUCUGAUUCCACGCAACAUGCCUUGAACUUGGUCCUGCGAGGAUACGCUGAUGACCAACUACAAGCGUGAUUAGUCCCCUCGCCCUCCAGCGGGAGCGGUCCCUCUCCGUGGCAGCGACGUCGCUCCAGAACCGGGGCACGUUGCGGGGCGGGCAGGCAGCAUGGCGAGGCUGGGGGUUGGGGGUGGGGGGAUCUAGGGCUGCACAGACUCACAUGCGUUCCCGACUGCGCACCAGCACCCGCCCGCAGCCCCCCUCAAGAACCUUGGAGCCUUGGAGAAGCCCCAGCAAGCGGCCGCGGGGCAUCGUCCCGGGCGGCGCGUGGGCUCUGUUCCUCCGGCGAGGCGUGGGUGCGGGAGCCGUGCUCCGAGCGCACCCGCGCGCUCGCGACUGCCCGGGACUGCGCUGCUGCGGGUGCCCAGCGGACAGCCGGCUGUUACUCGGGAUCCGGGGCGGGGUAGGGGGGGGUCCCUGUGUCCCCAGGAACCUCUUUAGCCCUCCUCCCGGGCCUGGCUCCUCCUCCAGGCGUGAGGCUCGUGCCCGCCGCUGCUUGCGUGCACAGCGCCUCCGCUCGCUUCCCCCACCCCGCCUGCUUCUGCCAACGCUUCCCCCUCCUCCUCUUCCUUCUCCUCCGCCCAUCACCGCCACUACGGACGCCUUUGCCUCCUUCUACUCCGCGCGCCGCCGCCGCCGCCGCCGCCGCCGCCGCUCCUCCCGCUCUCCUUCGGCUUCCACCAGCCUAUCGCUCCCGCUCGCCGGGCUGCUGCAGUCAGUCCCUCUCUCCCCUUUCUCAAGUUUCCCGUCUCCUCAGGAUCAGGGCAAAGGGAGGAAAACACCCAAUUCUGCUUGCUAUUUCAGUGGUGAUGAAGAGGAAACUGAACAUCUCCAACAUGCAGUUGCUGCUUUUUGUUUUCUUGGUGUGGGACCCAGCCAGGUUGGCGCUGGCUAACAUCCAAGAAGAUGAGGCUAAAAAUAACAUUACCAUCUUUACAAGAAUUCUAGACAGACUUCUGGAUGGUUACGAUAAUCGGCUUAGACCAGGACUGGGAGACAGUAUUACUGAAGUCUUCACUAAUAUCUACGUGACCAGUUUUGGCCCCGUCUCAGAUACAGAUAUGGAAUAUACAAUAGAUGUUUUCUUUCGACAAAAAUGGAAAGAUGAAAGGUUAAAAUUUAAAGGUCCUAUGAAUAUCCUUCGACUUAACAAUUUAAUGGCCAGCAAAAUCUGGACUCCAGAUACCUUCUUCCACAAUGGGAAAAAAUCAGUAGCUCAUAAUAUGACAAUGCCAAAUAAGCUUCUUCGAAUCCAGGAUGAUGGGACUCUGCUGUAUACAAUGAGGCUUACAGUUCAAGCUGAAUGUCCAAUGCACCUGGAGGAUUUUCCAAUGGAUGCUCACUCGUGUCCUCUGAAAUUUGGCAGCUAUGCAUAUACAACCUCAGAGGUUACUUAUAUUUGGACAUACAAUGCAUCUGAUUCUGUGCAAGUUGCUCCUGAUGGCUCUAGGUUAAAUCAGUACGAUCUGCUGGGCCAAUCAAUUGGGAAGGAGACAAUUAAAUCCAGUACAGGUGAAUAUACCGUAAUGACAGCUCAUUUCCACUUGAAAAGAAAAAUUGGGUAUUUUGUGAUUCAGACAUAUCUGCCUUGCAUCAUGACUGUCAUUCUCUCCCAAGUGUCAUUCUGGCUUAACAGAGAAUCUGUGCCUGCAAGAACUGUGUUUGGAGUAACAACUGUUCUAACAAUGACAACUCUAAGCAUCAGUGCCCGGAAUUCUCUCCCCAAAGUGGCUUAUGCAACUGCCAUGGACUGGUUUAUUGCUGUUUGUUAUGCCUUUGUGUUCUCUGCCCUAAUUGAAUUUGCAACUGUUAAUUACUUCACCAAAAGAGGAUGGGCUUGGGAUGGGAAGAGUGUAGUAAAUGACAAGUCCCCUUCAAUAAAAGCUGAAGGCAUUACAUUAACAUACAACUCAGUGAAGGCAAUUCUUCAAGGAGCUAAGCUAAUAUGGUCCAAGUAUAUAGCUUUCUCAUGGCCCAGUUUAAUCCAAGGAAAGACUUUAGAGUACUUAGAGAAGUGGAUGGACUGUAUAACCUUCAAACAAUCUUCUAAAAAAGAAAAAGCCUCUGUCAUGAUACAGAACAAUGCUUAUGCCGUGGCUGUUGCCAAUUAUGCCCCGAAUCUUUCAAAAGACCCAGUUCUCUCCACCAUCUCCAAGAGUGCAACCACGCCAGAACCCAACAAGAAGCCGGAAAACAAGCCAGCUGAAGCCAAGAAAACCUUCAACAGUGUCAGCAAAAUUGAUAGAAUGUCUAGAAUAGUUUUCCCAGUUUUGUUUGGUACAUUUAAUUUAGUUUACUGGGCUACAUAUUUAAAUAGAGAACCUGUAUUAGGGGUCAGUCCUUGAAUCUAGACCUAGGUUAUCUUGGAAUGUAUAGCAACAGUAAACCUGGUUUGUUUUGCCAUGUACAGUCUGACUAAUAACUGCUAAUUUGUGAACCAACAUGUACAGUAUGUAUAUAGCGACAUAGCUUAUAGACCUCUAAUGGAGACACGCAUUUGCUAACUCAUGGAACUACAGGCAGAAAGCACCCCCAUGCCCAAAAGCCAUUGCCUCUUUAAAAGAUUUACCCUAGGAACUGAUUUAAAGUGGAUUUCAGAUGACCUGAUGUAUUUUCUCUUCUGACAGUGAUGAAAAUGGAGAUCCUCUACCCCACUUUAUAAACCCUUUUGAUUUAGGUCUUAAGUAGGAGUACUUUCUACUGUUGCCUAACUAUAAUGUAAGAUGACAUUGUCUUUCCAAAGGAAUUCCUCUAAACAACGGAACCUCAUAUCUCAACAUCAGUUCCCUUCCUGAGUGCUCAGAAUCCCUGCUACUGUAAUUGGAAGCUUAGCAUACAUCAGAAGAAAAACUAGAGUUUUGAAAUCAGCUUUUAAUUACUCUGUAUAGUAUCUAUAGCCAUGUAUAUAUUACAGCAUGACAAAUGCAAAUAAUUAUGAAUCACCCUGACAAGAUGUUCAUCAUGCCUAGAAUUUAAUAACUAUCGGAAUGUCAUAGUCAACACAUGUUUAGCAUCAGAAUUUAUUUGAAAGUAAUAAUUCAAAUCCUACAGAUUAUUUUAAUCAUUGGAAACUACCUUAAAUUAAACAAAAAUAAGACAAUAAAUAUGUCUUACUCUUUUGAGGUAUGUGUUGUAUUGAAAUUGAUCAGCUAAAUUUUCUUGGUGCUGGUGACUGGAAAAAGCAUCCAGUUUGGCUGCUGUGGAGCAACAUUCAUAUUGGAUUAGAAAACUGUGCCAAAAACUCCCACUGAUGAGAAUUCAUAGGUGUCACAUGAUACAGAUGAGCACUUAUAUGAUUCUCUCCUUUCCUGUUUACUGCAAAUUCUGCCUUAAGGCUUCUUUUCAUCAGGACUCAGAAGCCACUAAUUACAAAGGAAAGGGCAGUUAAUUGGCACAUUUUUCUGUCUUGAAAGCAGCUCUUUCAGAUAAGAAUUAAUGUAAAUCUGCUUUUGUAAAUUGCAACUUUAAAUUUCGCUGACUCAAAUUUACAGCUUUGUAUACCAGAAGAGGUUUUGGUAAGAGUUGAACAUUUUUAAACUAAAACUUUAAAGCAUCACCAAUGAAUUGUGGAUUAGUUCACAUGUGCAAACACACACACAAUUCCACUCAAUUAGGAUGCACACACAAACAUGUAGCUAAAUUAAAAAACCACAGUUUUUAAUUGUAUAUUAUUACUAAUGACUAAUGGGUAAAAUUCGUUUUUUGUUUAGUAUUUUAAAAAUAUUCUUUAUGCCCCAAAACAUGUUAAUAGAAGUUAAUAAUUGUGUCUCAUGCUAAGAUUCAACAUUUUUGGCAAACAAAAUCCUUUUGACUCACAUAUACAUUAGCAGUUAUUAGUUGACUUUUACUAAUAGAUACACCUUUAUGAUGGUGUUUUUGUAAAAACAUAAGUAGUCAAAUAGUGGCAUUUCUUGCAGUUUUGUACAGUAUUUCAGUAUAGUGCAUAAACAGGUAUGUUCAUAAAAUCAAUAAAAGGAGUAUAUUAUGGAAAUAAGCAAAAUCACAACAAAACUACUUUUCUUUUGCCUCGUUUAAAUUUCAUUUUUUCAUUUUCUUUGUUUCAGUGUGAUUCUAUUAUGUGCUUUGCAUGGUUGUAUUAAUACCAAGGUCACAAAUGCAUCUUAUUAACAGAAUUUGCCGUGAAGACAGCUUUGACCUUAAAAAUUCCCUCAUAAAAGGUAAUCCAUAAUCCUUAAUAAAAUAAAUUUGUUAUAUGAGCCAUUAAAUGUAUUUCUUUAAUUCCCUUCCAAUAACACCUUCGUUGUCAUCUAAAUAGUUUUUAAAAGUGUACUUUAUUCUAACAUUGGAAUGGAAAAUAUCCCAUUUUCUUACACAUUUAAAUAUAACAUAGCUCUUCUGGGUGGUUUAGGGAAGGGUGCAAUAAUCUAAAAUGGAAAUCAAGGCUUGAAGGCAAGCAAUAAAAAUGCUUUGUAUGGUAUUUAUUAUUAGAUACUUUACAAAUAUUAUUCUUAUAAGUUCUGGUUCCCCCUUAAUAUGUGUAUAAAUAUGUACAUAUGUAAAAAUACUUGUAAAUAGCAGUUUCUGUAGGACAACAGAAAAGACUUAUCUAUACCUUUGGCAAAAGGUUGCAGCUACAUUGAUGGUAUCUGUUGUAUUAAAAUUUAUGGUAGAUUGACCUGAAAAAUUAACAUUAUUUUUAUUUUUACUUUCAAUUGUUAAAGUCUUAUUUGAGCCUAAGUAACAUCCUGAUGGUUGAGAUUUUCUGAUAACGUGGAUCAGGAUUUUCUAUUAUUUCUCUAACUUUGGUAUUUCUUUUACACAUUUCUUAAUCUUUGAAAAUUUAUAUAAAUUGAAAGGAACUUUUAGUCUUGCUGGAGAGAGGGAGGAUGCUGCAUGGAAAAGGAUUUUAAAUUCUAGAACCAAAGUCUUUAAAAUUAUUCUCCCUUCCAUAAACCAUUUUAAAAACACAAAAUAACAGUGACAUGGAUUUAUUAAAACAAGAUUAAUUUUUCAGGAAACAUUUUUCACAAACUAACACUGGUCAUUUUGGUCCAUAAUACUAUGACUAUUUUAUGUAGUUGUAUAUUGACAUAAAGAGUAAUGGUAUGUACAAAAUGUAGAUAAAUACAUGUACAUAUAUAGAGAUAUAUUCUCAAUAUUAUAUAGCUACUGCUCUGAUUAGCUAACAUUUAUUCAACAAAUAUUUUUACCUCCUAUUAUUCACCAUGCCAUGGGGAUGAUGUUAAUAUACUCAUAUCACACCCACAGAAUUUAGUUGAAAAUCAAGUGCAUCUCAUUCCUAUACAGACUUAAAAUCAAAGACGAAAUGUAAUAUAUAAAUUCAUUUAGAACUGAGAGUUGUUUAAUGAGCUAUGAGAUCAUAAGUGUGCUAAGAUGGUGGCUGUUUUGCUAUUUUCUUCUAUUUGUGUUUCUAAUUGUUUGAAUAUAAAAAUGGAACUAAUAUAACCAUUUAAUUUUUUUAAAAAAUUUCAGUGAUUUUUAAAAUGCCAGUCUCAACUUUAGCAAUCUUUUCAGGGAUCUCUCUAUUUUGAAUUUGUCUCAGGUUUGGAUAAGUGAUCCCCUGGAGCCACAUUUCCAUUUUUUUUUUAAUUGCUCAUAGUUUAUUUACAAAAGCUCUUUUUAAAUAAACUAGCACAGAAGCUAGUGGCUCUUUUCAUAUUUCUGGUGGAAGGAACUGAACUCUGCCAUGAUAUUAGAGAUUCUAGAAGGAUACCAAACCUCCAGGGAGUCUUUGGCAUGGCCUGUCAUCAUUCCAAUGGGAGGACAAGGAGAGUAGCAAAGUCAUGGCUCUUCAAAAUCUAUUACUAUUUUUUUUUCCAAAUGCUCCAUCCUUGUUACCCUCAGACAAUGUCUGUGAACCAUCAAAAUGUUUUCACUUAUUUUGAAAUUUGGGACCAUAUUAAUAGGUUUAUUAUACAGGUUGUUCCUGUUAUUACUCUUCUAACAUUCCUAUAGCCUUCUGCAUAUUUUUGAAGCAAUUCUCAGAUUUUUUUUUCAUAUAAAGAGAUUCAGAAUUUCAAGGGACUUAUGAGUUGAAUAAUUGCUACCCUGUAGUCUAUUUAUUUUCCUUUUAAUUGAGGUCUUAUGGGAACUCUGGGUUUACCUUUUCUAGUCCAGAGUAUCCAGAAAUGUAAGAUUAAAAUUGGGGAGAGGUGUAGUUGUUUUUAACACCUGCAUCCUUGGGACCAAGAACACUGAAUCACAAUUACUCAUAACAGUGUGGACAAGACAAAUUAUGAUAUUUUUCUCUAUUGAAUUCAUGCUUAAAAAAUGACAUUCAUGAGCUCCUUUAGCAGCAGGGUAAGGAUCUGGCACUGUCACUACAGCAGCUAGGGUCCCUGCUUUGGUGCAGGUUCGUUCCCUGGCCCAGGAAUUUACACAUGACAUGGGAGUGGCCAAAAAAAAAAAAUGAAUUUCAGUAGUCAAUAAAAUUAUUAAUUUCCAUAAUAUUAUGUUAUCAACAUGUAUAUGAAAGAUACUAAUCUUUUCUGUUAAUACUUAUGGAUUCAUAUUUUCAUCAAAUACAAAGAAAAAUCCAAGACCUCAUAGAGGAAAAGUCAAAGAGAAAAACUCACUCAAAAAAUGACCCCAUUGCUAAUUAAACCUAAUGAGGCAUUCCUCCUAUUUAACUAAGAAUGAUGAGAAAUUAUACAGAGAUAUUUAACAGUUAUGAUUCUAUCAAGGUAAGCAUUAUGAUUAAAAUAUUAGGAUUAAUGAGUUCGUGUGAAAGAAAUUUGGAAAAGGAGAUCAUCUACUUCUUAUGAGAGUUUUGUAUCUUUUUCUUGAAAAUUCUUAUUCAACAUGUUUAGAUUACUGUUUUCAACCUUAUUUAGCAGAAAUAUUCUAUUUCAUCUGUUUAUAUAAAGAACUUUUUCAAUAAUGUAAUUAUAUACCCCACUUCAAACCCCUCUAUGUUGAAAUUAAUAGAUAAUAUAACAGUUAAUAUUGCCAAUAGGGAAGAACAAGGAACAGAUUUAAGUGUCAGUUUAUAGUAAUUUUCUCAAAGAACUUUUCAUAAGGUUUGAUUAGAAGUGUCUGUGUAUUUUCCAGAUAUAAAAAAAUUUGAGAAAUUUAUGAAAUUGAAACAAUUUAUUAAUGGGCUUCCUUUAAAAUGUAUCUCUUAUUAAACAAGUAAUUAAUUUAGUCCAUAAAGAAAUUUUUUCAGUAGAUCCAAAAACUCGUUAUUUGGAACUUAGUCUUGAGCCAUACAUAUGGUUAGAAAUAGCCAUCUAUAAAAGUAUAAACAUUUGUCUGAUAUAUUUCUAGUUGGCUCUUUUGAGCCAUUAAAUUCAACAUAUCACAAUUCUGGUUGUAAGGUAAGACAGAAAAAUCUUUCAAUUACAGACUUCUUAAUAGAAGUUUGUUACAGCCUCCAUUAGUUUUAAUAUCCUGUUGAUCAUUUGCAAUUACUGUCCUGUAUAUGUCACUGAUUAGUUUCAUACCUUUUUGAAUUGUACAGCAACCAAGAAUCCAUUUUUUUUUUUUUUUUUUUUUGGUGAAACUAUCUAUUCACUAACAUUGGUUAGAAUUUAGUUUCUGGGAAUACAUCAUAUUUUUCUUUUUGGUCUAUAGGCGUAAUAAUGUACAAAAAUGUUUAAAAUUGAUUAGGCACACAAAGUAAUAAACACCUCUCUCUUUAUUUUCUUUUACUUAUUCAUUUGUUUAAAUUUGACAGUUGUGCUAAGGGUUGGCGAGGUUUUGUUUUUAUUUGCCAAAAUGUUGGUUUUAUAACAUUUAAAACCACUGAACUUCAAGGAUUAUAUAUUGAUUGACUUCAUCAAUCUCUUGCAAGGUAAUAUUUAUAUGAAGAAGUCUAAUCUGAUAUGUAUAAAUGCCAGCUUUGGGACUGUAAGUGUUAAAAUAGCUUGGUUGACAUAAAAAUUUCAGUUUUUCAUGCUUUGUUUUGGAAGACUUACUUUACCACAACUUUUUGCCAAAUGUAAGCUUAUAUCAUUGGAUAAAUAAGAGUACCUCCAAUAAAAUUGAUUUGUGAAAACAAGUGGUAUUAGGAAAGCAAAACAAAGCCAUUAGACACGGAAUUACUUUAGGAGUAAUGGCUUCAAGCCCACCUAUUUAUUUUAAAAUAUUCAACACAGUAGUUGAAGCCAUUGACUGUGUUUUAAACCCAGCAUAUUAUGUGAAGGAGGUUAAUGUAUGAUUUCAAAGGCCUAAAUGAAACUGAACUUGGAGCUACAAUUUUUGUGAAUUCAACAUUACCAUCCAUGGAUAAAUCCUUGAUUGUUGAUCUUGGGUGCCUGCUACCAUAUUUCAGGUUUAAUGGUAUCUAAUAUUUGUUAAGAUUCUUUUGAGCAGAUACAAAUUCAGGUUUGGGGUGCUCCAAACUGAGGAAUAUGACCUUUCAUGAAAUAUUCUACUUAGAGGUGACAUGCAUGGAAACUUAAAGCUUCAUACAUGUUGCCAAAGUAGAAAAGUAAAAACCAAAAAAGAAUGAAAUGGUUUCCCCUUGCUACACAUUAAUAAUAAAAUUACAUGCCUAGAGAAUGUAUGAUAAAGCUCCAACACUAAAUUUUUUGUAUUCAUUAUUUGAAAUUUUCUGGGUAAGAGUAUGCUUGAAUGGUAGGUAUUCUGGUUUGAGAAAAUCAUUCUGGAGCUAAUAAUAUUUGUAAUUUGUGACCUUGUUGUAAUUGGGAAAAGUCAUUAUUUUUUAUGUAUGUAAGAUAAUUUGACCUUUAUUGAAUGUGUCAGUAUGCUUGCUGUUUAAAAAUUCCUAAUUUUAAUCACAUGCAAAAUAAUGCUAAACAUUAUCUUUUUGUACUUAUUAAAAUUAAUUUAAAUAUA
This is a messenger RNA of Sus scrofa (pig), 9031 nucleotides long. It is a transcript of the gene GABRA2, whose product is annotated as gamma-aminobutyric acid type A receptor subunit alpha2. Gene Ontology annotation, cellular component: membrane. Gene Ontology annotation, molecular function: extracellular ligand-gated monoatomic ion channel activity; GABA-A receptor activity. The record is from RefSeq and is a predicted model, not a curated record. Gene Ontology annotation, biological process: gamma-aminobutyric acid signaling pathway; chloride transport; monoatomic ion transmembrane transport. NCBI's taxonomy places the organism in Eukaryota, Metazoa, Chordata, Mammalia, Artiodactyla, Suidae.